Molecule: messenger RNA, 2388 nt
Organism: Botrytis sinoallii
Lineage: Eukaryota; Fungi; Ascomycota; Leotiomycetes; Helotiales; Sclerotiniaceae
Exons: 3
Coding region: 1-2388 (795 amino acids)
Source: RefSeq, a predicted model, not a curated record
AUGGAUCAAUUGGGUGGGAUUCGAGUGAGGUUGAUUUCGCAUAAGAAGAAUACAUCGCAUUUUCUCGAUUCGCUACUACACGAAGAUGAAGACGGAGACGCAAAGGAAGCAGAGGAAGCAGACGGAAAGGGAGAAUUGGAUAUGUUGUUGGAUAAGGUGGAUGAUAUUGCAGCGGAUAGGAGUCGAAGGGUUGGGACUUUACAAAUGAUGGGUUCUGAGAAUGAAGAUGAGGAGGAUACUUUGCAGAUUUGGAAAUGGUUUAGGAGGAAUCUAGUUGAAGAGGGGUUUAAUAGAGUAGUUUUGGAACGGCAUAAGGAUGUUUUAAUUGCAUAUAUACGACAAAUGGAACAAGACGGGCUACUAAUCGAAAAUCCAUCUGCAUCUACACCUCAAACCAGUCCAAGAACUCCUCAUAAAGAACGAUGGGACUCUACACAUUCCGAUUCACCUCAUACACAAGUAGCACCAGCUUCAUUCGAUAAUGCCAAUAUCAAUUUAGGACGCAAUGACUCUGGAGCAAAAGAAAUGAUCCAACGAGAAGACAAUAUAAAAUUCCCUCCAGCGAUGAAAUUCCAAAGACCCAAACCCAAAUCUCUCGUCGACUCAUAUCCAUACCCCGGACAAAAUAUAUCUUCAACUCCUCAUCGACAAUUAUCACCUCCUCUAACUCCCAAAGUCUCAACCACAGAUCUCGAUAUAUCAGAAUCGCAAUGCGGAAAGGAUAUUAACGGCUCAAAAUUAAACUCUGAGGAUGAUACGUCAUUCAUGCAUCAGACGAUGUCACGAUAUCCAGUCAAUUCGAAUCAUAAUAAUACUUCAAUAAUUCAAACCUCGGAUCUUCUUUUGCUUCCUUGCUUCACAACAAGUAAUCCUCAACUUCUUCCACCGUCUUCUCCGGGAAGUUGGAAUUCAAAUUCAAAUUCGUACUCAUAUCCUAAUGAACCUCCCAACAAAAACAUACCAUCACCUCAAUUGGAAACAAUGACACUUCGACCAAAACAUAGCUCGGACCCAGUCCAGAAAUCAUCACCGCGUACAAGUGGUGUUCGAUUCGAUCUUCCUGAUGAAUCAUCAAAAAAUCACAAACCUACACUUAGUAGUGGAAAUAAUCCCCACGAUUCCACCAUUCCAAUUCCCAUUCCUACUUCUAUUUUAAAAUCAAAAAUUGCACCUGAUUCAUCCGGCCACGAAAUUCCUCAAGAUGCAAAAUGGACAAAGGUUAAACGAUCUUUGAUAUCACCAGAAGUAUUGAUGAGAGAUGGGAGAAGAUUCGAAGCUCGACCAGAAUUCGUAGCUAUCUUGGGAAUUCUAACGAAAGAGGAAAUUCAACAAUAUGCUGAGCGCUCGCAUGUUUUGAGAGAAGAGCGUUGGUGGAGAAAUCAUCCCGAGCAGAGAGAAAGAAGGGAGAGAAGGGAAAGAAGUGAAAGAAGUAGAAGACGAAACUCAGAGGAUGAGGAGAGUUCUUCUUGCAGUUCUAAUUCUAGUUCGGAGAUGAGCUCGGAUUCUGAUUCAGAUAUGAAUGAGCAUAGAAGACGUGGUGAGAAAAGAAAUGGGGAUGCAAGAGGAAAAGGUAGAAGAGGUGAUGAAUGGGAAGAGAGGGGAGGAAGAAGAGAAAGAAAAGGAAGAUCGGAAAGAUAUAAUCGCAGAGAAAGAGAUCGUGAAGCAAAUUAUACUUUUGCUCCUCAAUCACAACCCCAACCUCAGCCUCAACAUUUCUCUUCCUCGCCAUAUUCUGCAUCAAAUAAUCCACUUCCAGGAAGAGGUAUGGAUAUACCCGGAAUAAACCAAACACCAAAUGGAUACGCACCUCUGGGUUCUUUUCCUGGACAACAAAAUCAUCCCCAACAAGGAUAUCCACCACCUCCACAACAGCAACCCCCCUAUCCAAUACAAAAUCAAUUUCCUCAACCUCCCUAUCCUCAAGGACAAGGACCUCCCCCACAAAUAAAUCAAAAUCAAUAUCUCUCACCAAAUCCCUACGCUCCUUACUCUACAUCUCCAUCCGGCUCCUCACCUCCCUAUCCUCCUUCACAAAGCACUUCUCCUUACACACAUACAUAUAUACCCAAUCCAUCUCAUCCUUCUUAUCCCCCGCACAAUUCUCGACGCCAUCAUUCGCAUUCUCAUUCUCAUUCACAUUCCCAUUCCCAUUCCCGCUCUCCGCGUUCCCAUUCCCAUCAUUCUCGCUCCCGCCGUUCUCGCGAUUCAGAUCCCCGCUCUUCAGAGCCGCGGAGACAAAAUUCCGGAAACGGCGGAGUACAAAUACAACUUCGGGUACGAGUAAAUGGCGGGAUCAUCUCGCGGCGGCGGGGGGAUAGGUGGGGGUGUUGGGGGGUGCGGCGGCGGGGGUUGUGGGAAGUGUUGAGUGAAGCUGCGGAGGGGUUUUAG